AUGCGACAAUUUACCGAGGGAGAAACAGUAGCCGUACGUGAUUACCGUGGACCAAAUCAAUGGACAAGUGGACUUGUAACCAAACGUGAAGGACCGUUAAAUUAUCAGGUAGAAGUUUCGCCAAACAGUAUAUGGAAACGUCAUGCCGACCAAAUACGAAACUCAGACUUUAACGAUAAACAGGGAGAAGAAAUUCAAAAUGACAAAACAGUUGAAAUAGAGAUAAUUCCGGAUGAAUCAACUGAGCAACCGGCACAAGAUCUACAACUGAAACAACAAGACAACGAACUACCUUUGUCAGAACCAAUUCAGAGAAGAUAUCCGUUGAGAACCAGAAAGCCGGUUACUAAGUUAAAUUUGUAA
Molecule: messenger RNA, 363 nt
Organism: Mytilus trossulus (common blue mussel)
Lineage: Eukaryota; Metazoa; Mollusca; Bivalvia; Mytilida; Mytilidae
Exons: 1
Coding region: 1-363 (120 amino acids)
Source: RefSeq, a predicted model, not a curated record